AUGUUACUCUAUAUGACGCUACCCUCUAUUUCAGGUUUCUCCCUAGCUGUAUUUUUACCGUACCUCUGUAAGAUGGCUCUAUUUAUCCCGCUGAAGCAUAUUGCUUUCCCUGCCAUCAUCUUUGCUUACAUUCAGAUAGCAAGCGUUUUGCUGCUCGUUCUGCCAAUCUUCUCGCUUCUGGCAUGGAGUCGACUUGGAUGGCAUUCCGUGCAUUACGGAGGUUGUCUGGCUACAGCAGUAAUGUUUGGUAUUUUCCUUCUCAUCAACUACGACGAGGUAUCAAAUGAGAAAGCUGCAAGGGAAAGCACCUUCAACGCACUCUUCACGUACGAGAGGUGCCGCUCACGCAUAAUCACAUUACGGCUACCCUAUUUAUCAAUUUAUCAAGACAUUCGUGUUUGGUCUACGUUCAUAGCGGCGUUCGGCUAUUUUACGGCUCUCAAUCUCUACCUCACGUUUGGAGCAACAUUCCUAAACAAGGUGGUUUCGCUGCCGAUUGUUUCCACCGGUUUGCUUCUCGCCAUUCCACCUGCUUCAAAUACUGUCAUAAGUUUCGUAACCUAUGGGCUGUUCUCGAAACUUGCGAACACUGAGAUCAACAAAAUGCGGUUUUUCAAUUCACUUGGUACUGUACCAUCGGGUGUACUAUUCGCCAUGAUUGGCCUCUUCAAUCCGGAACUUCAGCCGGCAUCUGUGACGGUAUUAUAUGCAGUACUACUCCUCAUUACUUCGGAUAGCAACCAUAAAACUUUUUGGUCACAUGGGUGGAUGAAUUCAGCCCUCUCACUGCGCUUUGCUCAUUGGUGCGUUACGCCUGCCUAUGACGCUAGGAUAAGGUGGGGGUCCAAUGGUGGACGUGGCAUCGCUCAGCGACCAGUGUGGAAUAGUUUCGUUAAAUAUUCAAUUUAUCACUGCAUGUUAGACUCACUGUAG
Cooperia oncophora is the source of this 933-nucleotide messenger RNA. The record is from the annotation of a GenBank genome assembly. Lineage: Eukaryota; Metazoa; Nematoda; Chromadorea; Rhabditida; Trichostrongylidae.